AUGGCUAGCUUAACCAUAGCAGCACAAGUUAUCGACGGUACUCUCACCGCAGACCAAUCUGCUCUUCUUGCUCUCAAAGCCCAUAUCACUAGCGACCCUCAUAACAUGAUCUUGACCAACUGGUCAACCACCACCCCCAUUUGCAAUUGGGCUGGCGUUACUUGUGGUGUACGCCAUCUUAGAGCCGCAGCCUUGAACCUCUCUUACUCUGGUCUUGUGGGCACUAUUCCUCCGCAGCUAGGCAACCUGUCAUUUCUUGUUCAUCUCGACUUGAGAAAUAACAGCUUUCAUGGUCAUUUGCCCGAGGAAUUGGCUCAUCUGCGCCGGUUGAAGUUCAUCGACUUGGGAAACAACAAAUUUAUGGGAGCCAUUCCGUCGUGGUUCGGGUCUUUAUCCAAACUUCAAAGCUUCACUUUGAGAGGUAAUCAGUUUUCGGGUUCAAUACCCUCUGCAAUUUUCAACUUGUCUGCACUGCAAGUCGUUGAUAUGAAUUAUAACCAGCUAGCAGGUACGGACUAG
Rosa chinensis is the source of this 519-nucleotide messenger RNA. Its product is annotated as putative receptor-like protein kinase At3g47110. The record is from RefSeq and is a predicted model, not a curated record. Gene Ontology annotation, molecular function: protein binding. NCBI's taxonomy places the organism in Eukaryota, Viridiplantae, Streptophyta, Magnoliopsida, Rosales, Rosaceae. Bases 1 to 519 code for a protein of 172 amino acids. The transcript has a single exon.